Messenger RNA from Acanthaster planci (crown-of-thorns starfish), 6452 nucleotides. Its product is annotated as pappalysin-1-like. Gene Ontology annotation, molecular function: metalloendopeptidase activity. The record is from RefSeq and is a predicted model, not a curated record. NCBI's taxonomy places the organism in Eukaryota, Metazoa, Echinodermata, Asteroidea, Valvatida, Acanthasteridae. Gene Ontology annotation, biological process: proteolysis; cell surface receptor signaling pathway.
AUGGUUUCUGUUUUGAACUUUUUCGUCCUGUUGAUUGUCUUUUUCCUGGGCUUUUCCCUCGCAUCUGUGUCAGAGAAUGAAAAUUACGGUCGGAAACCCAGGUAUGAGACUUUAAGACUAAAACACAUAGUACAGGAAUUGUCCAACGCUGGAAAUGAUAAACGUCAUGUCCGUCGCACUACCAGCAACAAAUCUGGCCGUCACUUUUGCGCUACCUCGACUAAGCGACCCCAACGCAAAGAUGAGUUUCGUUUUGCAAGACUCGCUGACGACUUGUCCAAGAAAUCUGAACACCGACGGGAGCAGCGAGACGUGCCCUCAACGGGCUCAGCUGUAUACUUCACCGGGAAUGCAGACGCUCUACGAUACCAAUUAUCGCAAGACCAAAUUCAGUUUCCUAGGAUGGAGUUCUCGGUUGCACUCUGGGUGAAACCAGCUGGCGGACAGAAGAGCCCUGCUGUUAUAAUUGGUUUACUGGACACUUGUCGAGGUAAUGGUCAUCACUGGACUUGGUCUCUUGGCAUCAGUACUGACCAAGAUAAACCGAGAGAAGACGCACGGUACUUUUUCUCAGUUACAACAGAUCGCUCCCCCUUUUCUAGUACUAUGAAAGGUACGAGCAGAUACGAAGAGGAAAUGUGGACACACUUAGCAGCAUCAUACAAUGGCAGAAGCUUGAAUCUUUACGUCAAUGGUGCCAAGGUAGCCGCAGGCAUAAGCACAGGAGGGCCAAUGUUCAGUGAAGUUAUGCGUGAAUGUAAACAACUAAUGAUCGGGGGAAGCAGCAAUGAUGAAAACGGAUUUCGUGGAGCCCUUGAUCAAAUCACUAUUUUGCCUAAAGCUCGUUCUCAUCGACAACUUAGAUAUAACCAAUUCCCAGAUCCAAGUUCGCUUGUCCAAAGUAGUAUCGUCAUUCAGGAAAAUUUUGAUGGCGAAUGGUUGAAUUGGAAGGCAGUAGCUGAGAAUGAACCGUUGGCAGUUUCAUCUGGUGUCCCUUCUAAGCUUAGUGGCUUGGAUGCUAACUUAAAGAUACCAUCGUGUGGUAUAACGGUCUGUGACCAUCCUGUUGUUGCUAAGAGCUACAUUAAUCAACCAGAGCUCCAAACUCACAAAACAAUCAAAUAUAGGGCCAUCACGAUGGCAGAAAACGAUGGGAUUAAACCCAUCAUUGAUACAGAAUCCAUAUUUCGUAAACAUAACAUGAUAAGGGAAGCUUUCAGUCCCCAUAACAUCUCGUGGAAUUUGACAGCAUUUGUAUGGAGGAACACUUCACUAAGGUAUCGCACGGUCCUUGCUAUUUGUGAUACUAAUAAUAUCGGAGAUGGAUAUUGUGAUGAAGAAUGUUACCAUGAGCUGACUGGUUAUGAUGGUGGAGAUUGUAUCGAUGAAUUGGAAAGGGAGCAGUGUUUGGAUGAGCAACUAGGAAAUGGUGUAUGUGAAAGUUCAUGCAAUACAGCGCACAAUGAAUAUGAUGGAGGAGACUGCUGUAACCCAAUUGUAACUAAUGUUACAGCCACCUGCUUUGAUCCAAGCUCUUCAAACAGGAAUUACCUGACAGUUGGUGAGCUUAAAGGUACAUUCGCCAUGGAAUCGGACUCGCAUCUCAAUGUGUUCUUUGUCAACUUUGAUGAUCCAACUAUCGAAGGCGUGGCUACUUUACCUUGGGAAAUGGACGUGCCUGGACAGUUCGGUGGAACUGUGCUACAAGGAGAUAUAAGCAAAUCCGAUUUCCCCUCAGAAACCAUUGUCCAUGAGCUGGGGCAUAAUCUCGGUUUAUUGCAUGUACAUCAAGACAUGGAAUGUGGAAACAAAUGCAGAGAAAGGACAUCAUCUAGUGUAUUGGGUGAUCUGGUUGAAGAUACUUACCCUACGCCAGAAAAUAGAUUUUGCAGGGAUCCAAGGCCAUGCGACACAGAAACGUGCUUAGGCGACACCGAAUUCGAAGACACUCCUUACAAAAAUUUCAUGAGUUAUGCGGAUGCGGAAUGUACUGACCACUUCACGGCACAUCAGAGUGCUCGCAUGCACUGCUACAUCGAUCUGACUUACCAAGCCUGGCUCCAACAAGAGACUACACCUCUGUCAUCUGUUGGUACACCACUUGGUCUUCGGGUUGUUUCAGAGCGACCUCACUCGACCACCAUCUCCUGGUUUCCACCAGUAUCUCAAUAUGCAAAAUAUUCCCAGGACGAGGCUUGUUUUGGAUGUUCAGAGGGGCAUCGUUUGGUGCAGUAUGCAAGCUCAGCUAAUUUCUUCCCAGCGUCCAGGGUGUAUUCAUUGUAUUACUCUCCUGAUGAAGCAAUAGGUCCACCCAAUGCUGGUGUGACGUGUGCUCCUACUCAAAAUUCCUGGAUGCCAGUGCAUAGAAAGGCUUUAUGUGACAAUUGUUAUCUCGAGCUUGGAUUCAAAACCGCCGUCCCUCCGUAUGAAUUAAUUCUUUGGACCAAUUACCUCCAAACCGAAAUGGCCGUACGAAAUUUGGAGUUGGUGUUCAGAGAUGGUAGCUUCGAAUCCCUAGGACCCAUACAGGCAUUUUGUGAUAUGCCAUUCACUGUACGUCUGACACACAUCAGCAGGAAAGUCCAAGCCAUCCGUGUCUAUCCAAAUGAACCCUAUUUCAGCUUGGAUGCCGUACAGUUGGUGUCAGUUGAGAAUUGGCAUGGAUGUAAUGACUGUCCACUCAUGAACUACAAGAUUCUGCGAGAUCCACCUUUCUCAGACGGGGAGAACAAUCGAAUUGUGCACACAACUGUCUUUGUUGAUGAUGACGUUGACCAUAACGUCACAUAUUCGUAUAGGAUUCAGGCUGUGCGAGGUGAGGAAAGUAGUUUGUUGACGUCAUCACUACGCCAUCGCCAUGGCCAAGCAUUCUGUGGUAACGGACAUCGCGAAAGAAGUAAUAAGGAGGAAUGUGACGAUGGGAACACGGUAGAUGGAGAUGGGUGUAGCUUGGACUGCAAAGUUGAAGAUUUCUAUGACUGCAAAGGUGAAUCCAGUAUUUGCAGUCACAUUUCAACUAAGAAUGUUUACCAUUUGACGUUCCAACAUUCCACCGAUGUCUACCUACCGGAGCCUGGCUUUGAAGAUCAAUGGGCAGAAACUGCAGUUGCCAAUCCAAUGUAUCAAAGCAAAGAAAAUCCCGUGAGUGCUCUCAUUGGACCCGCCAUUUCUUCCAAAUGCACGACGGAUGUGGAUACAAGUCACGGAUGGUACCCACUUGACCUCUAUCAGGGAAGUGGAGACUACUGGGUUAGGGUACGAUUUCACAAACCUGUCGUUGCUACUGCCGUAAUCGUGCACUUGGCGGCCGAUGGUAUUAGGCUUGAACCUACUCGGCUUUCCAUUGAGCUCAUCAGGCCUGACGGUGAAACACACAGCAAACCAUUUACUAAUCGUUCGGUGACUUGUCAGGAUAACCCAGUACAUUUUAACAUCACCCAUGACUUGAAUACCCCAUUUUCUCACACCAAGGAGGUACGGAUUCGCCUGAGCUCUUUCUCACUUGCUAUUUCGGCUGUUCGACUACGGUCUUCGGCGUCUCUAGACCCGCUAACCAUCGCAUCUUGCCUUCCUGGUCAGCUAUUCAAUCCGUCCACUGGUCAGUGUGUGUCUUAUACGUGCACCUGGCCAGAAUGUGAGGAACUGGUCAUUCCUCAUGCAGUAGUUAAUUGCAGUGGUCACAGGGAAGGGGAUCUAUGCAGAGUGAACUGUGAAGAAGGUUAUAGCACGGACAGAAUGCAGACAGACGUUGAGAUGUUGUGUUUGGAUGGGGAAUGGCGUGGUCCUGACAUGAUAUGCAAGGCCGUAGACUGUGGAGAACCGUCACUGCCAUAUGCAGAAAUCGUGUGUCCAAUGGGCACUACAUUUGGCAGGCAGUGUAAACUGAAGUGUACACCACCAGCAAAGUUACAAGGCACAGUGCAGACGCUGACAUGUAUGGCAGAUGGUCUAUACUCAUUACCCGAAGCAUUCUGUAAACUUCAGUGUGAUAUUCCAUACGUACCUAAUGCCAUGCUCAUCAGCCAGCAAUGUCAAACUGGGAGUCAUAACAUUGGAACGGUCUGCAAAUUUCGAUGUGACGUGGGCUAUCAUGCGAGUGGACAUUCCGCCAAAAGCAGACGAAAACCACAGAAGUUGAAGUAUAAAUGCACAGAAGAUGCCACUUGGACUGGACCGUCUUGUGAACCUAUUACUUGUGAUCCUCCUCCAAUGGUAUUUAACAAUCUCUACACUUGUACGGAUGGAUUCAAUUAUAACAGCGUAUGUAGUCUGAGUUGUGAUGAUGUCACCGGUGACGUGGGACACGAGGUCGUGAAUACAAUUCGAUGUAUUCAAGAUCCACACGAUCCUAGCACAGGAAAUUGGGAUGGGGAUUUCACGUUAUGCAGAUCGUUGGAAGGCUCUUGUGAACCCCCUGAACCAAACAGGAAUAAGAAUGUGGAAUUGAGGUGUGGAAAUGGAUACGAUGUGGGUUCUCUUUGUACUGCCGUCUGUCCAGUAAUCUAUGGAUCAGACAGGGAGCCAGUCCUACUCACUGCAAAUUCUUCCUCAUAUUCCCUUCCCGAUGGUGAUUGGACCAAAUCCAAUCACGUGAUAACUUGUACUGCUCAAAGGCAGUGGUUCCCUGACCCUAGAAGGAUCACAUGUGUUGAGGGAUGUGUAGAGAGUGACAUCGCUAACGGCAUAUGUCAACAGAUUAACAAUCGCGCCUAUUGUAACUGGGACGGUGGGGACUGUUGUGCAUCCACCAGUAUCAAUGGCUUUGUCAUUACAACUAAGGUCGAUAAUGAUGAAGACGACGAUUCUCUGUGUUUCGAUCCCAGUGCUCGAGAGAAUCAGCCGACAAAUGAUUCCAAUAGAAGAAAUCGAUUGUAAAUUAAUGCCCAACGUGUCAGUUUUUAUUAAUCAAAAUAACACAUGUAAUCAGUAGGGAACAAUCUUAUUCUAGUUUUAUGUUAUAAAUAAUAGCGUCUUAGACAUUUCUUUAAUCCAGUCAUCUUAUUUUAUUAUUUUUACGUAGUGGAAUGCAAGUAGCCAUGACAGAUAUGUAGUAUUUUUCCUUUUAGAACCUUUAAUAUUCAAAAUCAAUGCAAUCUUAUCUAACAUAAUAAAAAAUCAAUAUUGUCAAUUCUACAAUAUCUCAAACAGUAUUGUAAAUUAUGAAGCAUUAUUGUAACUUUAAAUCAAUUACUCUGUGAAAGUCUGUUUAAUUUCGAGGCUUGUCAAUGGUGGCGGGGAUUCUUUGAGUAAAUUAUAGGUCUUUUUGAGCGGGACCUGUUUGUGUUAUCCCGCAUUUGGGUCAGUGUUCUAUUUUAACUUUAAUUUUUCUUUAUUUAUCCUGUUUUAUGUGGGUGUUUUCGUAGCAGUUGUUAUCGUAUAUUUUCCGGCAUCACGUGAUAACUGGACACCAUCAGUGACAAACUGGAGGCUGCUGGCACUGAGUGCAUAACAAACUUACAAUGACUUCAGACAGUGGCUUGAAUAGAGUCUAACUCUUGUCAAUGGAGACUCGUUUCGAGUCGAGUCCCAGUAGUAAAUGAAUCGAUUCGGGUCACUGUGAGUCGAGUCAGGUUGUAAAUCUCUUGACUUGACGACUUAUUCUUAUGACUCAAUGCGUGUCACUUUCUUAAAUGACUUGACUCGGCGUUACAGAAUUAAAUAGGGCAUGCAUAGUUCCCAUGAAGUAAUUAAUAAAUUCACAUGGUAAUAUUGACGUCACUUUUGUAUGUUGCGGGUGUAUUAAAAGUACGCUUUAUAUUUAAUUUCAAGUUCAAAUUUCACGUGGCCUAAGUAGGCUAUUACUAUGGAGAAAAGAAAAACCGAUCUAACUAAACUGCGAUACAAUGGUAUAAUGAGUUAAAUUGCAUACUCACGUCACGUUACUAUGUAUUUUCACUACUAUGCACACGGACAUGGGCAUGAAUCCCGGGAGGUGGGGUAUACCUCUCCACACAUGUUAAGGUAGGAGGGGGGCUAGCUUUUCAGACUUCCCAACGACUAAAAAUAUCUCAAAAAGGGAAAACCAUACCCCGGGAAGCUAUAAAAAUGCCAUCCUGACGUAAGAUUCUCCAUGAAUGUAAUAUAUCAUUACAGAUGUAAAUCUAUAUCUGGAACCUUGCCCCUCUAUAUAACUGCAUGCGGUGUCAGUCCGCCCCUCCCCCGGUUUUUAUAUUUCCAUGGUCGGGCAAGUCACAAAUCCCCACCCCUCAUCCCCCAUCCCACACUACACACAGGCUAAGAAUAAGCUAUAACAAACAUGUAAUUGACAAAUAAGUAAUUCAGUUGAAAGUGUCACGCGAAAUAAAUGUUGCGCAUUAAUGUACUAUGAUUGUUUCCUUUGAACUGAAUGAAAUCGUGCUUGAGAGUAUGUAAGACGAAGUUCAAUUGAAUACAUACGGAAUUGGAACUUGGGCGUGAUUUGUUGCUCAAUACACAGGCUACAAUUUCUUUUA